AAACAGCAGAUACCCUUGUCUGAAAAAGUAAAACUAUAAGAAUUGCCUCAUCUACUCCACUCUCACUCACCUUCUCUCACUUUUCAUAAACCUCCCUCUAUAUCAAUUGCCUCAACAGCUAAACUUGUUUUUGUCUCUCUUUCCCAUACUUGGCUGCACAUCUGAAUUCUCAUGGAGGAACUGAAAACUUGGCCAGAUGGGUCUGAUCAGGAGGAGCUACUGAGGGAGCUUUUGGAUAAUUCAUCGCCUUUCUUGCUACAACCGCCGGAAUCAACCAUCAACCACCUUGUCAAUGCUGGUGAUUAUCCCGGGCCAACUAUCGACGAUAUCGACAAUGCUUUAUCAGUGACGAAUUACAAACACCAUUUCCAGGACAUCUCACCGGCCAGGAUUUCAAUAUUAGAGAAGGGUUUUAGCAAGGUUGAGAACAAGUAUACUCUGAGAAUUAAGAGUUGUGGUGGUGGUUUGGCUGAUGAUGGUUAUAAAUGGAGGAAGUAUGGCCAGAAAUCUAUCAAGAACAGCCCAAAUCCUAGGAGCUACUACAGAUGCACAAACCCUCGAUGCAGCGCCAAGAAGCAGGUCGAGCGCUCGAGCGAUGACCUGGACACUCUCAUCAUCACCUACGAGGGCCUCCACCUCCACUUUGCAUACCCGUAUUUCCUCCUCGACCCACCACCCCAACACGUCAACCCACCAUCCAAGAAGCUCAAGAGCAAAGUCUCGAACUCCGAAGCCCAAGCCCAACAAGCCCUCCCGAUACAGGAAGACCACGACAAGCGAAGCCCGGAAAACUCGUCCGCAGGCCCUUUCCACGGCACAUUCAUGGACUGUAGCCCAGAAGGAAUAGGCCCACAAGGCCUGCUGGAAGAUGUGGUGCCUAUGAUGGUUAGAAACCCAUCAAACCACCAAUAUUUCUCCUCCAAUUCUUCAUCUUGCUCUUCUUAUCCUUCUCCACCUGCUUCACCUUCUCUCUCUUGGUCCCCUAACUAUUCCACUUCAUGUUUUAAUAUUGGCCUCUAUGAUGUGCCGUCAGGUGAACAUUUCUAGUCCAGAAUCCUAGUUAUAUGAUUGAAUAAGCCUUUAUAAGAUGUCAUAUGAUUUUGAUACUUCACUUUUAACCGAUGACACUCUACUUUUUGUUUUGUAAUUUCACAUGAUCAAGACACAAAGUGGAGUGCCAAUGACUAAAACUGGAGUGCCAAAAUCAAUUUCCUUAGAAGAUCUCUCUUUAUGUGAGAAUCAUAUUGAAAUGAUGUGCUAGAGAUAUAUAGAUAUAUUGUUGGAAGAUGUAUAAUGGCUACAUAUCGUUUUUGGAGUGAUGUGGGUCGGAAUUUGGAAUAAAGAUAAAUAGGGAUUUGUUU
Molecule: messenger RNA, 1361 nt
Organism: Rhododendron vialii
Lineage: Eukaryota; Viridiplantae; Streptophyta; Magnoliopsida; Ericales; Ericaceae
Product: probable WRKY transcription factor 49
Exons: 3
Coding region: 172-1047 (291 amino acids)
Biological process (GO): regulation of DNA-templated transcription
Molecular function (GO): sequence-specific DNA binding; DNA-binding transcription factor activity
Source: RefSeq, a predicted model, not a curated record